This is a messenger RNA of Triticum aestivum (bread wheat), 1464 nucleotides long. RefSeq names its product LEAF RUST 10 DISEASE-RESISTANCE proteinUS RECEPTOR-LIKE PROTEIN KINASE-like 2.5. Gene Ontology annotation, molecular function: ATP binding; protein kinase activity. The coding region runs from base 365 to 1351 and encodes 328 amino acids. NCBI's taxonomy places the organism in Eukaryota, Viridiplantae, Streptophyta, Magnoliopsida, Poales, Poaceae. The record is from RefSeq and is a predicted model, not a curated record. Gene Ontology annotation, biological process: protein phosphorylation. The transcript has 2 exons.
CUUCAAAAUCUAUCUGAAACAAGUAGCUCUAAGCUUGUGCGUAAUAAUGAGACCGGUAAAUUUAUGGCAUUUAGCUUGUUGCUACUUUCGCCACAAUGUACUAUUGCAAAGGAGAAAUUUAAACUACUGAUGGCCUGGAAAUCAUUAUGACUGUAUUACAAUAUAUGCUUCCAUCUCAGGUAUGACAUCAGGAGCUACAACCUUUCUCUUUGCUUGUCUUUAUGUGUUGAUAUGGUAUAGGAAGGGGAACAGAUUAUGGUUUCUCCUUUCCAAGAAGACUAGCAGUAACACUGAAAAGAAUUACGAGGCCAUGAUAGUGUCAUAUGGAUCGCUAGCUCCAAAACGAUACAUGUAGUUGGAGAUAAUGAAGAUAACGUCCUAUCAAAAUGAUCAGCUUGGAAAAGGAGGUUAUGGUGUCGUUUUCAAAGGAAGACUAUAUGAUGGUCGUCUAGUUGCUGUGAAAUUCUUGCAUGACUACAAAGGAAACGGGGAUGAGUUUGUGAAUGAAGUUAUGAGCAUUGGAAGGACCUCUCAUGUUAAUGUUGUUAGUUUAUUUGGGUUUUGUUUGGAGAGAUCAAAACGUGCUCUUAUAUAUGAGUACAUGCCCAAUGGUUCCUUGGAUAAGUACAUUUACUCAGAGAACCCCAAAGAAAUUUUAGGAUGGGAGAGGCUAUAUGCGAUAUCAAUCGGUAUUGCUCGUGGCCUCGAAUACUUGCACCAUAGCUGUAAUACACGUAUUGUCCAUUUCGAUAUCAAGCCCCAAAAUAUCCUUCUAGACAAAGAUUUUAGCCCGAAGAUUGCUGAUUUUGGUCUAGCUAAAUUGUGUCAUACAAAAGAGAGCAAGCUUUCAGUGACUGGGGUUAGAGGAACAAUUGGAUUCAUCGCCCCAGAAGUUCACUAUCGAACCUUCGGGGUGGUUUCAACAAAGUCAGAUGUUUAUAGCUAUGGAAUGAUGCUGCUGGAGAUGGUUGGAGGUAGGAGAAAUGUAAAAUCAAUUGUUGCAAAAUCUAGCGAAAAGUAUUUUCCAGAUUGGAUUUACGACCACUUUGCACAAGAUGAGGGAUUGCAAGCAUGUGAAAUUACAAUAGAAAUUGAGGAGAUCGCGAGAAAGAUGAUCAUAAUAGGCUUGUGGUGCAUACAAGUGUUACCUAUGUAUCGCCCUACUAUAACAAAAGUUCUAGAAAUGUUUGAGAGAAGCUUAGAUGAUCUGGAGAUGCCGCCGAAGCAGAACUUCUGUGAACUAUUUGAAAACUCAGCUCACAAUUUGGAUGUACAAAGUUCAAGUUCUACUAAACCUGAAGAGAUCAGCCUUGUGAAAUCAGAAAUCCUACAACAAUCGCCUACUCAUUGAGCAGAUAGGCCUUGUGAAUCAAAGAACCAACAUUCAUUUCCAACACUGUUAGAAGGUGGCAUGUACUACUGUACAUUCAGAAAUUGAAUAAUUCCAGCGAAAUUUGGUAUUGU